UGUCGGUUAUGGUUAAUUUUUUUUCUAAUAGGCGGCGUGACUAUUCCAUGCGAUUCACAUUAUAUCCGGCAGAUGGCGUUACCUCAAAAAACCUAAGUCACUAGCAGCCAACUUCAGUUCGGAGUCGUAUACUGCAGUUUUACCCUAUUUCCAUACUCAUCUCUGGUAUUACCAGAAUCGUUUUGUCUCUGUUUACUUACAUGCAAUUGAGCGAGACAGAACCAAAUCUGUAGUGAGAUUUAGAAUAAAGUCUCAUUAAACCAGCUUUGGUUAGUAUUUUUACUGGAAUUUACUGUCAUUUUAGUUAGUGUCAAUCUGAAAGUUUGUUUGGAUGACUGUGGAUCAGAAUUAAUAACGUUGAUAUACAUUUUACAAAAAAAAAAAGGGAAAACUGAGUAUACAUUUGAUAAAUAACAGGUAGUUUUUGUGAGGUGAUUAUUUUAAAUUAAUUUAGUGAAAGAGAUUCAAUAAUGGAACAUGAAAAUAAGAUGGGUGUGAUGAAUUUUUAAAUUGCAGUCACUGGUUUUUAUAAUUAUGAAAAUAAUGUAUAACUCCAAUACUGAGAUCCGUAAGCUGAGACCAGCUGAACUGUAUACGUUAGCACAGAUCUUAAGUGUUUCGGACAAUUGGAAAAGACUUAUGGCAAUAGUACCUAAAGAAGCUCCAGUACAUACUCCAAAAUUUACCAGUGAACAUUUUACUAUUAUAGAGCAAGCUGUACUUCAAAAACAUCAAAAUGCAGCAGAAAUCUUUUUAGAGGAAUGGAGUACAAUGGGUAAAUGCAGACCAACUUUGCGUAGUACUUUAAAUCUGUUAGUCAAAGCUGAACUUUUCAGAGCAGCUGAUUAUAUUGCAGUUAAUCUCCUUAAUGAACAACCUCCAUCAAGACCGGAAAAUGGUUUAGCAGCCAAUAUUGAUAUUUCGGAAGAGGAGAUUGCUAAGCUCUUAAAGCGUCAACAGCUAAUGUCAGACGACUUUGAAACAGAGUCUACGUGUUAUGAUUUUGAAGAAUCUUACGAAGAUAAAGUGAUACAGAUAGAAUAUGCUUCUGGAUCUUACGUAGAGAACUUAUGUCCAGCUAAAUGUGCCCAUAGUAAUAGUGACAAUGUUUCAAAAUUAAAUGAAGAUCCCAUCACGAACAAUAGUAAAAUUUCUCAAGAACAGACAAGUGAUAGUAAUUUUAUAAAAUUCUCUUCGAGCGUAACACGGGAGCAGCAAGAUGAUCAGAGUAACAAAGAGGAAGUGAUUUGGAAGCAAAUUGAGGAUUCUAACGAAGAAACAGCACAGGAACAGGUUCACGAUUGCAAAGAAGCAGUGGCUUUGAAACAGGAUGAAAAUUACACAAAUGAAGAAGUUUCGAAUUUGAAAGAGAACGAAAAAGAAGCUUCAAAGCAGGAUCAUAUGUAUGGAGAGGAAUUGAUGUCGCAGGCAUUGCCAUUGUGUGUAGCAGAUUUUGGACGUGGAGUUUCUGUAAUAGAACCGGGAAUUAUGUCAUAUGAGCUUCCUGUAUUCGUUAAUGAAGUUGCAAGACAAAAGAAAGAGUCCGAAAUUAUAUUUUCGUCAUCUAAUGACAGUGAUUCCAACUACACUACUUCCCUUAGUUCUUCGAAUCUACCUGUUUUUGAUGCCAUCAUUCCAAGUAAUUCAGAAUCUCAUAACUUGCAUUCUCACAGUGAUAAUAAUAGUAAUAGUAAUAAUAACCUUAAUAAUAAUAAUAGUAACAUUAGUUUGCCAGUUAUUGAGCUGACGUCCUCGGAAUUACCGCAAGUCAUCGUCGAACUGUCAAUGAAGAAUAAGUAAUGAAGGUAAAUUACGUAAAAAAAAACGUUACGUUAAAAAAAACUGAUUAUGUAAUUUUGUGAAAAGUCUCAAUUUUAAAGGAAGAAUUUAUUUUGUAUGUAUAAAAUUUGAAUGGUAUUU
Cephus cinctus (wheat stem sawfly) is the source of this 1920-nucleotide messenger RNA. RefSeq names its product myb-like protein P (gene tub). The transcript is spliced from 3 exons. Bases 535 to 1800 code for a protein of 421 amino acids. The record is from RefSeq and is a predicted model, not a curated record. NCBI's taxonomy places the organism in Eukaryota, Metazoa, Arthropoda, Insecta, Hymenoptera, Cephidae.